Lasiosphaeria miniovina is the source of this 1014-nucleotide messenger RNA. RefSeq lists its product as uncharacterized. The record is from RefSeq and is a predicted model, not a curated record. The coding region runs from base 212 to 964 and encodes 250 amino acids. The transcript has 3 exons. Lineage: Eukaryota; Fungi; Ascomycota; Sordariomycetes; Sordariales; Lasiosphaeriaceae.
AGAGUCGGCGACCCUGCCCUCAAGCCUCAACGCCAUCGCCAUGCCAGCACGUCGCCCCCCGCUGCCGCUCGGUUACAAUGCGGAUUUCAUCCGGCGCUUCACGUGGCGAGAGCCGCGACGCGGGCAGCGAGACGGCCAGCGGCCCUGACAGCCGAGCAGCGUGUAGCUCUCCGCAAGCAGCUCGAGGACACUCGGUUUCUUAAGCCCGACUAUGCCAACAAGACCAGGUCAAUAUUGCCGGUAUACUACGAAAAUGGAAGAGAGAUACUGCGAAUCCGCCAAGUUAGAGGGAACCUGGCGAGACGUAGUCCAGAACGCAAACCGAGCGAUGGCAAUGGAUUUCCUCGAAUAUUUGUGUCAAACUUGCCGAAUUAAAUCAUGGGGCUCGUCGUGGGAGUAUUUCCGCCAGUACAAGCAGCUGUACGCUAGUGCCACGGGUGGCUACAUAGACAGGAACGAUAGUCGAGAAGUUCAGAAGUGGCACGACGCCGUCUUGGUCGACAGGUACGGCCUACAAGCGCCAUGCAUCCGUGGAAAGGACGUCGCGAACGCGGACACUUUGCUGGUCCUCUUGACCUUUAAUAUCAAGUUCGAUACAGGCAUCUUCUCUUGCGAGGGGCACCGGGCCCAGCUGCCGGGGUGCUACCUCGGCCUUGCCUUCACGGGGGCAAGACUGGCCAUAAUGUACGAACCUGUGUUAGUUUGGGAGUGUCACGGUCGCCACAGGGCUCAUGUGACAGGAUUGAUUCUAUUGGCUGCAUUGUGCUUAGGGUGUGGCCUGUGCGCACUGAGCACCACUACCUAUUUCUCCGCGCCCUGCGCGGACCCCGCGAUAGAUUCCUUUCUCUUCCUUAGCUUUAAAUCCACAUUCGUUGCUGCCUUCAACCAUUCACAUCCCUACUGCGUAAGGCGGGCCGUCACAGGGAGACCUUUGAAGAUGAGGAUUUUGAGUAGUUUUAAUUGAUUGAGCGUGGUGGUUUUGUGAUGGCCGUUACAAAAAGUAAUGGCGGUGGA